Cottoperca gobio is the source of this 1037-nucleotide messenger RNA. RefSeq names its product troponin C, skeletal muscle-like. Lineage: Eukaryota; Metazoa; Chordata; Actinopteri; Perciformes; Bovichtidae. Gene Ontology annotation, cellular component: myosin II complex. The record is from RefSeq and is a predicted model, not a curated record. Bases 105 to 590 code for a protein of 161 amino acids. The transcript has 6 exons. Gene Ontology annotation, molecular function: calcium ion binding.
GGUACUUAUAGGGGGGAGAAAAGCCACCUGAACUGUCUAGUUUCCCACUUUCCCAGACGUCUGUCUUCUUUACUGCUGUCUGUUGUUCAGCACAGCCGGCCGCCAUGCCCACUGACGCGCAAAGCGAUGCCCGUUCCUUCCUGACGGAGGAGAUGAUUGCAGAGUUCAAGGCCGCCUUCGACAUGUUUGACACAGAUGGUGGCGGUGACAUCAGCACCAAGGAGUUGGGUCAAGUGAUGAGGAUGCUGGGCCAGAACCCAUCGAGGGAGGAGUUGGAUGCCAUCAUUGAGGAGGUGGAUGAGGAUGGCAGCGGUACCAUCGACUUCGAGGAGUUCUUGGUCAUGAUGGUGCAACAGUUAAAGGAGGACCAGGCUGGGAAGAGUGAAGAAGAGCUUUCAGAAUGCUUCCGCAUUUUUGACAAGAACGGAGAUGGUUUUGUGGACCGGGAGGAGUUUGGCGAUAUUCUCCAUCUCACUGGAGAGCCAGUGGUGGAGGAAGAUAUCGAUGAGAUGUUCGGUGAAGCAGACACGAACAAAGAUGGAAAGAUUGAUUUUGAUGAGUUUCUGAAGAUGAUGGAGAACGUCCAGUAAUGAGGCCAGCUCGACAUUCCUUGGUGAAUCUUCCUCAGAGAGAAUGCAAAUGAUGGAAAUGUACUCAGAGCAAACUGUAAAUGAUAUGAAACCUUGUGUAAUUAUGAAUAUGAUGUUGUUUCUAAGACGUCAAAAUGGAUACAAGUGAAAUACCUUCACCCCCACCCCCACCCUUACCCCUCUUCCCCUUCUCAUAUGAAACCCAAAGGCUCGGUGGAGAAUUCUAUAAAUAUCCGUUCAAACCUUUUAAGACGAAGGCACUUUCCCCCGGCCGUCCUCCUUGAGCCGGCCACCCAGCUGUCCCCUUUGCAGCUGCUGUUUCUCCAGAAAUGCUACACCAGUAGCUUAAACCCCCACCCUCCUCCUCCUCCUCCUCCCCCUCCUCAAAACUAAAUAUCUCCUCCACCCUGUUCUGUACUUUCUAAAUAAAUCCACUUUCUCCUUGUU